This is a messenger RNA of Oldenlandia corymbosa var. corymbosa, 4214 nucleotides long. Lineage: Eukaryota; Viridiplantae; Streptophyta; Magnoliopsida; Gentianales; Rubiaceae. The record is from the annotation of a GenBank genome assembly.
AUGGCGAAGCGAGAGCUGUCUAGUACUGUGAGAAACUUGAAGUUUAUGCAACGGGUAGCUCAGAAGGAAGGGAAAGCUAAGAAAGAAGAAGAAAAAGAUAAAGUAGAAGAAGUCGUGUCCAAUGGAAUCUUCCCUUCCCGUACUGCCACACGAAAAUGUGUUAUUAUUAUGGAAGGGGAUCCCCAUCCUGAGGCAAUGAGAGGCCGGAUGUCAUUUCUGAGCUUUAAUCCUUCAGUAGAUAAACUGAACGGUGAAGAGACAAAUCCGCCUGAACAUGGGCCUGCAGCUACAAGUUCUGCCCGAGAGAGUGAAACGUCAGAUAGGAGAGAUAUCACCCCACAAGCUAGGCUUUCGAGCCCGCAAGUGCAAAGUAUAUCCAAUAACGGUUCAAAUGGGGACCUCAAGCGCAAAUCACCAGAUGUUUCUAAAGAAGAAGCAUCUUAUCCGCAUAAAUCGCCGAAGAAUGCUCAAGGCGAUCGACCAUUACACAGUAAUCGCGGUUCUGAUAAACAGAGGCUAGACUGGAAUGUUCUGAGACCUUCAAAAUCUCAUAACAAGAAGAAGUGAGGUAAUAGUAUGAAUUAUCACUCUUUUUAUAAUUUGUUUCCAUGUAUCCUCCUGUUGAUUGAGCAAAGUGUAACACCUGAGUAGGGUUUUCCAUAGCCAAUUUAGGUUUAGGAUUUGUGGGGAAGUUUUGAUUUUUUCUGUUUUAGAAGUACUUUUUAUUGUUUGGUAAAGGAUAUAAAGUUUUCUGAAGUCACAAUCUACUGCAUUUUUGGAAGAGAAUUUUCAGUUUUUUUUUUUUUUUUUUUCACUUCAAGGUAGCCAGAUUCUGAAAGAUCAGAUAUCGAUUACUGUUUAUAGCAAUAGCAUUUCAUGUUGUACUCAGGCACAAUGAUGGCACAUUGCUGUGAAAGGGUUUUUUAUUAUUUAUCUUUUUAUUGGAUGAGUACAGUGCUAGUUUGUUCUAAAUUAUGGGAAGGAGCGAGAACAAAGAUUAUAUAAGUAUGCCAAUUUGUGUGCUGUACUGGUGAGGAAUAUGGAGGUUGAGAUAUGGAGUAGAGAACUUGGUAGCCUCUUGCCAGCAACAUUCUACUACUCUCUCUGUUCCAAAAUUAUUGUCCGAGAUUUCACUUUUAAUAUAAUUUGAACUAAAAAUGAAAAUCCAAACUAGAUAAUAAUUAUAAGACGGAGGGAAUAAUGUUUUUAUAAUUUAACGGGGGGUUGACAACUUGUUAAUAGGAUGUGAAUAAUAUUUGACAAAUAAAAUACAGCUAGUAAAUCUGUAUAUAUGUAAAAUACAGCACAAUUGUUCCCAUUCAUAGGACUGAUAUGUAUUCUCUCUCUAGUCCUAACCAUAAGGGAGUAAUACAGAGAUGAAUCAGAAAUGCUCCCCCGUCUAUGGUAGUGUUUAUGGCCCAAAGAAAACACCCCGAGGGGGAAAAAAAAAUUGAUGAAAGUGCGAUGAAAGCUUUACGGCAACGAAACUCCAAAUUAAUAUGAAAGGUAAUUAAUGUGAUUAAAGUGUUUUUAAAUUUUAUAAUUUUAGGCUAAACAUCUCCUUUUUGUUAAUUUCACUAUUUGCGCAACUCUAUAACCAAAGUUUUCCAAAAAGAGAGAAAGAACGGGAGAAGGGCGCAUCCGGUAGGAAGGAAGGACCCCACAGGGACACAUCAGCAACGGUAAAAGGCGUAUUCCCCAAGUUCCAGCAGAGUUGACCGACCCGAUGUGCUCACGUGGAUAUCCCACACCCACACGGAAUUUUUAUUUUUUUCCUUCUUCCGAAAGGAAUAGGAAUUAGUUGAGGGACGUCACCGCUUAGGUCAUCUUGGACAAGGAAGGGAGAGAUUCACGCAUCGGAUAUAAUAAAGAAAGUAAAACUUGGGAAAAAGGGAUGUUUGGGAAAAUGAGAAUCUUUGUUGGUGAUUUGGUGACAGAUUAGGAUACAGAAUCUACAUUGUGACUCGUUUUGUUAAUUAAUUUUCAGCUGCGAUGGAGAAUGAUUUUUAUAUAUUCAUACCUUAAAUCCAUAAUAAUAUCAUCUCCAUUUUGAUGAUGGAUGAUGACAUGACACAGCUAAUAAAGCUUCUCAAACACUACUAGAAAGUAGAAAUAGAACCCCUCUCCAUUACAUUCUUGUAAGUACAAUUUGGGUUACUAAUGUUAGUGAUAACUAUCCAAUUGAUUUUAUGUCAAACUCUCCUCUUUCUUUACCCACCCAGUUUAACCUAGUAUCACUUUAGUUUAUCCGACUGGUUUUCUGGACUCAUCAACUGUGUUUUCUUUAAACUUUUGCUUCUUCUCAAACUAGUUCAGUUCCAUGAUAUGGUACAACAUUCAACGGGUUAACAUCUUUCAAAUGGGAGAUUCAUUCUAGUACUCUUUACUCUUUUUUACUAAACCACACACUACAUCAUUUCAUCAUAAGUUACUAAAGCCGGUAGUAAGUAAUCAUAAAGCUGCAAAACUGCACCACUAAUCCAAAGAGGAACAUUAAUUAUCUUACACUGCAAUAAAACCCAAAGCACCUAACAAAAAGAAAAAAAAUGAUCCAUAAUUCUAUACACACUGAAGUGUUGCAUUUGCACCCAAUGCGGAGCUGCAACAUUCUUCACGAAUAAAUAUGAUCAUAAUCCUUCAAGUUUGAUCCUUCUAUUCAAAAACGAGCUAAACGACGUGCACCCAGCCUGUUCUAAUGCAGCAGCAUCGUUCCAUCACCAGAUACUAUUGUUGCAAGACGGGGGGCCAAAAGCUGCGUCCAAGGCUCUGAUUUUCCGCGACAUGUCCUUUCCUUUCUCUCAUCGCGCAUCAUCCUUCUUCCUCAUCUGGGAGCGGCUCCCAGCAAGAGAUUGCUUGAACCACACGUCCUUUCCACCCUUGUAACAUCCAUUUCCCAUCUUCGUCAACUGAGAAAUCUCGGUGGUAAUGAUCCUUUACCUUAUCCCUGAUAUGCUUCACAAUCUCCUGAUCAAGUAGCAUUUGUCUAAACCCUGCUCUCAUGUUUCUCACUUGCCAUUGCUUAUAAGUUUCUGGCCUCUCAACCCUUUCUGUUCCCUCACAAGCUAUUACAUUCAAGGCAUCCCUCGCCAGAAUCUCUUGCUCACAAAGGGCUCUUUCCUCACUCUCCCGCAAUAUAGUCGCAUCAAACAUAUCAAACAACGAUGAAAAAUGAAAUAGCGCUUCUCGGAACCUGGUUACAAAAAAGGGCGAGUUGUAAGUCCCGUUGAUAACACUUUGGAUGAACACGUUCGGUCGGAUUUUCUUGAUCAGGCUUAAAACUUGGUCCCUUGGGCAAUUUUCCACAACCGUCUCAUCAGGUACAUUAGCAAGCCUGUCCAUACAAUUCACCACGAGCACCUCAUCUCUAUCGAUCUUGAAAUCCUCGAUUUUUAUUGUAUCCCAUCUUUUGGCGAUGGCUUCAUACUUGAACGGGACUCCAAACCGCUCACAGUACUUCUCUAACCUACGCCCUGUUUCCUCAACUCUUUCUGCUGGCCGGAGACCCGGUUGGGGUAGGUCAAUGCCUGUGAUGCGAAGAUUUGGAGGCCCUCCCUCUCUCAUGGAGAGACGCUGGAUAAGGCAAGGCCACUGGAAACCAUAUAAGAUGCCAAAAUCAAUAAUGUGAAUCCUUGAUGCUCCGGCAACUAGCUUCCCAAUAGUUUUGUUUGCAAAAAUGUUUGAGACCUUCUUAAUUGGAACAGCAGCAACGAGCAUCUUGUAUCCUUUUAGGAUAUCAAAAGCAGAGAUCCUCCUUGUCCUGUAAUCUGUAUACAAUGCCGUUCCAGUGCCAGCCAAUCGUGCUUCAAGAGCAAUGGCAAAAUAAUGAGCCAAUCUCUCCAUGCCAUCACCAUGAGGUGAAGCAUGCUGCCUGAUUCGGGCAAGUAACUCAUUAGUUGUCCGAACAUCAUAGCUUGCUACGGCUUGAGCACAUUGGACCAAAAUACCCCGCAAGUCCACCACUUCUUUUUUGGCACCUUGCCUCUUGCCUCCACGAGGUCUGCCCCUAGAAGACCCUUUCGGUUUUUCAAUCAGCACUGGAUGGUUCUUGAUUGCUUCAUCUUUCAAAAAGGGCUUCUCUGAUUCACAAAAGAAAGGGUCUGGGUCAAUAUGCGGAUUCAAGCCAGGACAGAGCAACACAUUGUCGUACAUCUCCUGUGGUACAUCAUCACUUGAACUUGCCAGCUGUUUACUACUUCUAAUCUCUUCCGGGCUGC